AUGAAUCAAUAUAAUGAUUUGAUUGCAGUAGGAAUGGAAUACAUUUUUCUCAUCCUCAACAUCCAUAUCAAUUAUCAAAUUUGCUUGAUUAAAUUGAAAAAUUGA
This is a messenger RNA of Paramecium pentaurelia, 105 nucleotides long. NCBI's taxonomy places the organism in Eukaryota, Ciliophora, Oligohymenophorea, Peniculida, Parameciidae. The record is from the annotation of a GenBank genome assembly.